GCUCGAAAGAAAGAGACUGACACAUAGUGACAUCCGCCUCACACAUGCUUUGUGAAAGAAUUACAUACAUGAUUAUUUUACAUUAUGAUACAUCUGGAGAAAUUUUUUAUUUUGAAGCGGUAGUUUAAAAUGAAAUAGUUGUAUCGAUUUUGUCUUCAGUAAAUUGCAGAGGAAUAUCACACAAAUGUUUCAAGAUUUUAGUGUACGCAAGAACCAACGUCAUAAUGUCUCUUGUUGAUCUUGGUAAAAAGCUGUUGGAAGCUUCCCGGCAAGGUCUUGAGGAAGAAGUGAAAGUCCUCAUGGCAAAUGGUGCUCCAUUCACUACUGACUGGCUUGGAACUUCGCCGCUACAUCUUGCUGCACAUGCUGGUCAUGUUUCUACUGCGGAAGUACUUCUGAAGGCAGGAGUUAGUCGAGAUGCUAGGACUAAAGUAGACAGAACACCACUUCAUUUAUCUGCUCAGGAGGGACACAACGAACUUGUCCAGUUACUUAUUCAGCAUGGUGCUGAUGUCAAUGCUAAAGAUAUGUUGAAAAUGACGCCUUUACACUGGGCAGUAGAGCGGCUACAUCCAGGCGUUGUCAAGUUAUUGCUGGAGAAUGGUGCUGAUUACAAACUCAUUAAUAAAUUUGAUAAGUCACCGAUUGACAUUGCCCUGGAGCACCGUACCCCACCCAUCAUUCGCUUAUUUGAGGCAGCUCAAUCAGCUCAGGGGAUUACUGAUGUUGCUGAUGAGGAAGUACCAUGUAUACAUAUAUCAACAGCUGAUUCUACUUCAUCAUUCAGCUUUACCCCUACUCCAGCAGCAACUGCUUUACAGAGCUUUGUCACAGCAGCUGCAAAGGCCAAGUUAAAGGAAGAUCAGAAAGUUUCUACUGCAGUAACUACAUCAACAAGUUCAACAUGUACCUCUGUGUUGGCUACAUUAGCAGCAUUGGCUGAAGCAUCCACACCCCUCAAUAAGACAGGAUCAGUUAACAGAAGAAGUAACUCAUUGUACGGUAAGAGUGGCACAACAUUGCAGACAUUUACAUUGACUGAAGCAGGAAAGCUGGCACUUAAUUGGAAGAAAUCAAACAGUAAUGAAGAAAAGACUCGGUUCAUUGAUUCUUCUGACUCAUCUCAAACUAUUACAAUUGUUCAACCUAGUGAGGGACAAGCUUACAUGACAUCUAGGCCUCACAGUGUUGGUUCAUUACAACCUAGUCAAGUCAGUGGGAGUGAUUCAUCACAAGCUAGGCUUCAGCUUGUUGCUGACCAAAUACAGAAAACCAAGACAAACAACCCAGAUGAUAAAAUGCAACAAAGGCUACAAGCGGCUCAACAUCAAGCUGAAAUGUAUAAACAGCAACUUCGUGCUAAAGAAGAAGAAGCAGAAAACUACCGCAAAAAAUUGCAAGAGAUAUCUGAGACGAAACAUGCACAGAACACAUAACCAAAGUAUUUGUCUCAUGACAUUGAAGAUUAUAUGACAACCUUUAUAAAGUUAGGACUGAAUUACAGAGCAAUAGACUCUUACUGAAUCUGUGGAGUGGUAAGACUGAAAGAUUAGACGAUUUGCACCUUUCUGCCAUCUUCCUUUCUACCAGGGGAAUAAAAAUAGGUACAUGCACUGAUGAGAUUUUUUGUUUACCUCAGUGCUUUAUAUAGUUUGUAAGGUUCCUCAUUUAGGUUUUCCUGUGAACAAAUGGCAGUGGUGCGAGACCAAAUAAUGGGUCUAACAAAAGCAGAAGUAUAUAUUCUCCCUAAUGUAAAGUAACCUGCUCUUCCAUUACCAAGUACAUUGUAUGAGCAUAAAGUGUCAUUUAUAAAUACCUAAGACAGUUUAUCCAUUCUAAUUGGUCGAGAGGGCAUCAUGUGGGGUGUUUAAAAAGAUGAUGUAUCACCAGUAAAAAGUGUUUAAACAUGGGCGUGUCACGCGAGCUUGCACCUGUGCUUAUCAGACAGUUUAUUCAUUCCUAUUGGUCGAGAGCAACUGCUGGAACAGUUGUGCCACAUCACGCGAUAGGCGCAUGCGAGCUCCUUAUAAGGAUUUGUUUACCAGAGGGCCUUACCAUUUCAUAGCUGGAGGGGUGUUGUGUUAAAAGAAAUCAUUGAACAAUUAUAAUUUUUGCA
Messenger RNA from Asterias rubens (European starfish), 2116 nucleotides. RefSeq names its product GA-binding protein subunit beta-1-like. NCBI's taxonomy places the organism in Eukaryota, Metazoa, Echinodermata, Asteroidea, Forcipulatida, Asteriidae. The transcript is spliced from 10 exons. Gene Ontology annotation, biological process: positive regulation of transcription by RNA polymerase II. Gene Ontology annotation, cellular component: nucleus. Gene Ontology annotation, molecular function: transcription cis-regulatory region binding; protein binding. The record is from RefSeq and is a predicted model, not a curated record. The coding region runs from base 225 to 1436 and encodes 403 amino acids.